AUGACAGUCCAACAACAUUCUCAGGCUCUACCUGUUAUCACCACCCAAAACGGCACAGAAGUUCACGAUGCAAACCACCAAGUCGUCAAGAACAUUGCUACCAAAGGAGUUGAAUACUUCAACCCCGAGCAGAUUCCCGCUCCUGGUCUAGGCCUGACUGGUCCCAACGACUCUCUUCCCAAGAUCUUCACACCCAUCAAGAUCCGGGGCGUCACCAUGCCCAAUCGCAUUUGGGUCAGCCCCAUGUGUCAAUACAGCGCCCGUGAUGGCUUCCAACAGCCCUGGCACUUUGCUCACUACGGUGGACUGGCCCAGCGCGGACCUGGUCUCAUCAUGCUUGAAGCCUCAGCUGUGCAGGCCCGAGGCCGUAUCACACCCGAAGACUCGGGUAUCUGGCUGGACUCGCACGUCGAAGGACUUCGAAAGCACGUUGAAUUUGCGCAUGCCAACAACUCCCUCAUUGGCAUCCAGAUUGCGCAUGCUGGUCGCAAAGCCUCUUGUGUUGCUCCUUGGUUAGACGCUGGACUUGCAGCUGAGAAGGCUGCUGGCGGGUGGCCUGAUGAUGUUGUGGGUCCUGGCGAUGAGCCAUUUGCUCCGGGCUACCCCACUCCUCGCGCCAUUACUCUGGAAGAGAUCGAGCAGCUCAAGCAGGACUUUGUCUCUGGAGUCCGUCGAGCUAUUGAGGCUGGCUUUGACGUUAUUGACUUGCAUUUCGCCCACGGUUACCUCGUCUCCAGCUUUUUGUCCCCUGCUACCAACAAGCGCACAGACAAGUACGGCGGAAGCUUCGAGAACCGAGUCCGACUCGCUCUCGAAAUUGUGGAGGCUACCAGGGCUGUGAUGCCCGCCGACAUGCCCUUGUUCACCCGCAUCAGCUGUACCGACUGGCUCGACAACAACCCUGAGUGGGAGGGAGAGAACUGGACCAACGAGCAGAGCAUCAAGCUUGCACAUCUCUUGGCGGAGCGAGGUGUUGAUGUCAUUGAUGUUUCCAGCGGUGGUAUCCACGAGAUGCAAAAGAUUGCUGGUGGUCCCGGCUACCAGGCUCCAUUUGCCAAGGCCAUUAAGAGGUCUGUUGGAGAUAAGUUACUCGUUAGCACUGUCGGUAAUAUCAAGACCGGCACUCUGGCCGAGGAGAUCAUCCAAGGCAAGGAUGACGAUACUCCUUUGGACCUAGUGGCGGUGGGUCGACCGUUCCAAAAGAAUACCGGACUUGUCUGGUCAUGGGCUGAUGAUCUGAACACGGAAAUUCAGAUUGCUCAUCAGAUCGCCUGGGGUUUCGGUGGUAGAGCUAAGACGAAUGUGCCCAAGCCUGCCUGGUAA
Molecule: messenger RNA, 1323 nt
Organism: Fusarium coffeatum
Lineage: Eukaryota; Fungi; Ascomycota; Sordariomycetes; Hypocreales; Nectriaceae
Exons: 1
Coding region: 1-1323 (440 amino acids)
Cellular component (GO): intracellular anatomical structure
Molecular function (GO): FMN binding; NADP binding; NADPH dehydrogenase activity
Source: RefSeq, a predicted model, not a curated record